This is a messenger RNA of Vigna umbellata (rice bean), 3329 nucleotides long. NCBI's taxonomy places the organism in Eukaryota, Viridiplantae, Streptophyta, Magnoliopsida, Fabales, Fabaceae. The record is from RefSeq and is a predicted model, not a curated record.
UAGAGAAAAAGGUUAAUGACUUGAACUCAAAAUUAGAAGAUGUUUGCUUCUCGUGUUGAUGCUGAUUCCUAUUGAUGAAAAUAGCAAAUUCGGUCGAAAAUUAUCCAGAAAAAAAUGGUACAAACAUUUUGUUCUGAAAAAACAGUACUCUUCUGACACGACAUACAGACAUCAGACUUUCGGGUCAGGUGGAUCCAAGUGGAACACAGUCUGGGUCCUACACAUACCAAUAUCAUACACAAACAGUUGAUAUGUGUUUUCAAUCCACGACUACAAAUGCAAAGAAAAAUAGGGAAGUUAGUGGUGAACGAUUCUCCGAAGAGACUACAAAUAGUUGUGGAAGAGAAGCUGAUAUCCCUGUUAAGGUCAUGCGAAACGUGCACGCGGCUGCACCAGAUUCAAGCCCAAAUAGUCACUCAUGGACUACAAAGCAAUGAUUACGUCACCCCUAGUUUCAUCACGACGUGCGCGCGUCUCGGUAGAAUGGGUCACGCUGGAAGAGUGUUUAACACAAUGGCGCAACCAAACGGUGCCAUGUGGAAUGCCAUGUUCCGAGGCUUUGCCCUAUUGGAGUGUCCCUUUGAAGUUGUCGUUUUGUUCGCGCAAAUGCAUCGCGCUGGUGCUUCGCCGAAUUGCUUCACUUUCCCAUUGGUGAUGAAGUCGUGUGCUCAGGCGAACGCGGUUAGAGAAGGAGAGCAGGUUCACUGCGUGGUGGCCAAACGUGGUUUUAAGUCGAACGCGUUUGUGGGAACCGCGUUGAUUCACAUGUACUCCGUGAGAGGGGAGGUGUUCAUCGGGGAUGCUUAUAAGGUGUUUGGCGAAAUGCGCGAGAAGAAUGUCUUCGCUUGGACUGCGAUCAUCGCUGCUCACGUGGCGUGUCGUGACAUGGCUUCCGCAAGGCGUCUUUUUGACCUGGCGCCGCAGCGUGACGUUGUGCUGUGGAAUGUCGUCGUUUCGGGAUACAUCGAAUUGGGGGACAUGGUAGCCGCGCGAGCGCUGUUUGAUAAAAUGCCGAACCGCGAUGUGAUGUCAUGGAACACCGUUUUGAACGGUUACGCCUAUAACGGUGAGGUCGAAUCGUUCGAGAAGCUGUUUGAUGAAAUGCCUGAGAGGAAUGUUUAUUCUUGGAACGGGUUAAUUGGAGGGUAUGCUCGGAAUGGGCUCUUUAACAAAGUUUUGGAGUCUUUUAAACGGAUGUUGAUGUUACCAAAACAAGAAGGGGAAGGUGGUGAUGUUGUGGUCAUUCCCAAUGAUUACACAGUUGUGGUAGUGUUGUCCGCAUGUUCCAGAUUGGGGGACCUUGAGAUGGGUAAGUGGGUGCAUGUUUAUGCAGAGAGUAUUGGGUAUAAGGGCAACUUGUUUGUUGGAAAUGCUUUGAUUGACAUGUAUGCAAAAUGUGGGGUUAUACAGAAAGCACUUGAUAUGUUUAAUUGGUUGGAUGUGAAGGAUAUAAUAACUUGGAACACCAUAAUUAAUGGCCUUGCCAUGCACGGUCAUGCAGUUGAUGCUUUAAGUUUGUUUGAGCGGAUGAAGAGCAUGGGAGAGAAGCCAGAUGGUGUUACAUUUGUUGGGAUUUUGUCUGCUUGUACGCAUAUGGGGUUAGUGAGUGAAGGGUUUCUGCAUUUCCAAUCGAUGGUUAAUAAUUACUCAAUUGUGCCUCAGAUUGAGCAUUAUGGUUGUAUGGUGGAUUUGUUGGGAAGAGCUGGUCUUAUAGAUCAGGCUAUGGAUUUCGUGAGAAAGAUGCCAAUAAAACCAGAUGCGGUUAUAUGGGCAGCACUGCUUGGGGCUUGUCGGAUGUAUAAGAAUGUGGAAAUAGCAGAAGUGGCACUUGAGCAACUCAUUGAACUUGAACCCAACAACCCUGCAAACUUUGUCAUGCUUUCGAACAUAUACAAGGAUCUUGGAAGAUGGGAGGAUGUUGCCCGGUUGAAGCUUGCAACGAGAGAUACCGGGUUCAAGAAAUUACCGGGAUGUAGUGUUAUUGGGUGCAAUGAUAGUGUGGUAGAAUUCUAUUCCUUGGAUGAGAGACAUCCUGAGACAGAGAGUAUAUAUCGGACAUUGAAGGGAUUGACGACUUUGUUAAGAUUGAAUGGAUACGUCCCAAAUCUUGUGGAUGUUGCUCAUGGAAACUGAACGAGUAGGGAGGUAUCUUGAUGAUACCCAAAUCUUCAUUAACUGGCUCAGCAUUUGAAAGACCCAAUCAGUUCUAUAGACCAACGUCAAUUCUUCAAAUUCUGGGUCUGUUUUGAAACAGUGGAAGAGCUACAUGGUAAAAUCACAUAGUUUUUCAUCCUGCAGCUGCUUGUUGUCAAACUCAGUUAUUGUCAAAUUCUUGGUUGGUUGAUUGAUUCUCCUCACGCUUCUCGUCCUCUCUCAGCCAAGCACUCUUGUUCGUUUCUCUCCCCUAUUGCUCUUCCCUUGAAUGAGGUUAAGAAAGAGGCCCCUCUCAUGUUAUGUUAUCUCAGGCUUAUAUUUGCUUCUCGUGUUGAUGCUGAUUCCUAUUGAUCAAAAUAGAAAAUUCGGUCAAAAAUUAACCAGGUACAUACGCAAGCACCUUUGCAGUGAAUUUCCCGUCAUUCUUCAUGUGGAAGAUAUGAAGGCCUUUCAUCCCAAUCGUGCUUAUGUUUUGGGCUAUGAACCACAUUCAGUUUUGCCAAUUGGAGUUGUUGCAUUAGCUGACAACACAGGUUUUAUGCCUCUUCCCAAAAUAAAAGUUCUUGCUAGCAGUGCGGUUUUUUACACACCUUUUUUGCGACACAUGGACUUCGUUGGGUUUGACUCCAGUGACAAGGAAAAGGUUUACCUCUCUGUUGGAUGCUGGCUACAGUUGUAUCUUAAUACCUGGUGGAGUUCAAGAAACAUUUCUCAUGGAGCAUGGUUCUGAGAUUGCCUUUCUUAAAGCAAGGUGAGGAUUUGUGCGCAUAGCAAUGGAGAAGGGCAAACCCCUGGUGCCAGUUUUCUGUUUUGGGCAGGUAUUUAUUUCUUGCCCAUGUCAUUCUCUAGGAAAAAUGUUGCAGAUUUUGCGGACUCUCACACAUCAACUGCAAACUGUUAAAACUAAAAUGUCGCUGGGUAUUAUUUCCUUAUCUGCUAAUGUUGCUACUUUAUGUUUUAGAUUUUUUCUGGAUUCAAAUAAACUAUAACUUCCCUUUUGGUGUAAUUUUGUUGUAGUCAAAUGUCAAUAAGUGAUGGAAACCAGGUGGGAAGCUAUUUCUGAGUUUUUCGAGGGCUGUCAAGUUCACCCCAAUAUAUUUUUGGGGAAUUUUCGGAUCUCCGAUACCCUUUAAACAUCCACUGCAUGUGGUGGUGGGUAGACCAAUUGAACUCGA